ACCUGGCAUUUUAUUUGUUUUAUUUACAAAUAAUUGAGUGCCACUUUAAACCGUCGCUAGAGCAUUCGCGUUUUUUCAAUUGCUUUUUGUUUAAUGCAAACAGACUAUAGAUUUAACAAACAGCCAAUUAAAGUCUAUAAUGUUCCGAAUCACUUUCAAGUGUAACCAACUGUUUCAAGGAGGAACCCGAGUAAAGGUUUGACCUGGAGAUAAACAAAUAACGCCUCAGGUCAGUCGGUCACUACUACACUGUGGAAUAUACUCGUGCCAACUUUUCCUCCUUGAGGCCAAUGUCAGACACCCGGGAUUGAGAAGACCUACGUGGAUGCUGCCGUGUGGAGCGUAACUUUUUUUUUUGACCUUGCCAAGGAUGUGGAUGUAUCCCGUGUUCCGCCGCAGAACGGGGGGAUUUGUAUGGAUCGCACUUUUGUGAGUCUAAUUGUUCAACCAUGGUAAAACUGGCCAACCCUCUGUACACGGAGUGGAUUCUUGAAGCAAUACAGAAAAUCAAAAGGCAAAAGCAGAGGCCUUCAGAGGAUAGAAUCUGUCAUGCAGUGGCCACCUCGCACGGACUGGACAAGAAGACCGUCCUGGAGCAGUUGGAAUUAAGUGUUCACGAUGGCUCUAUUCUCAAGGUUACGAAUAAGGGGAGCGCCUCCUACAAGGACCCGGGAAAUCUUGCAAGAGUUGGACCAAUCACGCCUGCAAGCGUGUCCGUGCCCUCGAAGGAAUCUAUAUGGAGUUCAAGUGAUCUGCGCUACAUCGAUUGGAAUAAAAUACUCAAGAGGGCCAUCGAGGGUCUGGAUGAUACUCACGGCUCCUCGCUGAAGAACAUCGAGAGGUACCUGAGGAACCAGGGUGACCUCUCAAACGUCGUCGAUAACCCCGCUUUCCGGCAGAGGUUACGGCUGGCGGCCAAGCGGUCGGUCAACAACAGCAGGUUGGCGAAAAACGGCCCGCGGUAUAAGCUCAGCCGUGGCGGUUUGGAGGGAAGGGGCUCCAGGUGUCCACUCGCUUCCCCCUUGGUCCUGUCGUCAGUGACACUCCUGCCCCACGAGCGAGACCAGCUCCGGGUCGACCCCAUCCCAAUAUGCAGUUUCUGUCUUGGAACGAAAGAGUCGAAUCGGGACAAACGGCCAGAAGAGCUGCUGUCCUGUGCAGACUGUGGGAGCAGCGGGCAUCCAUCAUGUCUGAAGUUUUCCCCUGAAUUAACCUCAAAUGUGAAGAGAUUACGAUGGCAGUGUAUUGAAUGCAAAACCUGCAGCUCCUGUCGAAGACAGGGGAAAAAUGCUGAUGAGAUGCUAUUCUGCGACUCAUGUGAUCGGGGCUUUCACAUGGAAUGCUGCGACCCGCCGCUUUCAAGAAUGCCAAAAGGUACCUGGAUCUGCCAAGUCUGCAGGCCGAAGGAGAACGGGAAGAAACUGCUGCACAAGAAAGCCGAUCAGAUCAAACGUCGAUAUGCAAAGCCAAUCGGAAGGCCCAGAAAUAAGCUCAAACAAAGAAUGUCUGUAACCAGUGGUGACGGCUCCAUGGUAGCACUUGGAGGAAGGGGGUCACCUGGUAGGGGUCAAAAGAUUACCGUCUGUUCCACACCUUCAUCUGGUCAUGCUGCAUCUGUGAAGGACGCCAGAGACAGAUUGGCUGACCCCUGUUGUGUGGUCGACGCCACGCAAUUUACCACUUCCACCCCCACCACCACUCCCCUCCUCACGCCCACCUCCACCCGAGCUACACUCACCGUUAACAAGAAAACCAAAGGGCUUAUCGAUGGGCUUUCCAAAUUCUUUACCCCUUCCCCCGUGGGCCGUCGCUCGCGAGCUGUAGCCGUAGAGUCGCUCGCCACGCCGUUGCGCUCUAGAGACGAGGGUCUGCCCCGACCGUCCGAGCCACCACAGCCGUUUGCCUUCGCCGCUGACGCUGCUCAAAAGAUAACCCCCUCUUCCUCUGCUCUUCCCGCUCCCACUUUGCCGGGACUUAGCCCCCCAUCGCAGGUGUCCAGCAGCUCCACCUCGGCUAACUCACCCCAGAGCUCCUCCAGCCAGUCUAGUGUUCCUUCCCUGAGUAGUCUCUACAAUAGCAGCCAACUUAAGGGACUGUUUGACGGACUCUCUCACAUUUACACCACUCAGGGACAGUCGCGGAAAAAGAGACUACCUUGCUACGCGCCGCCUAAGCGCCCGCACCUAAAGCAGGAUUCCCCCCAAGCAUCCAAAACGGGGCCCCAGCGUCUUGGAAAGAAUGAGUUUAACAAAAAUAGGCCACACUCCACGUCGGCUGGGCCGGGCCGACCCCGAGGACACCCGUUUAAGAUGGUCAGUCAUUUCAAACGUAAUCCCUUCCUUAAAAAGCACAGGACGCUAGGCAGGCUGAGGUAUAAAGUGAGCCCUCAGAAGGGAGCCCCCUCAACAGGAAAGGGAGACUUGACAGACGGAAGAAUUAAGCCUGAGAAUAAUCAUGGCCACAACGGGGAGCUGCGUGUGAAGCAGGAGGCCCGAGCCGACUUUGCGGCCAUGUCCAGAGACCACGUGAUGGAGGAGGACAUUGAGACGUUUACUCAUGUUCAGGAAGUCGCCAUGCAGAGAACUGGAUCUCGGGUGAACACAGACUCCAUGCGAUGCCCUGCCCUUAUUGAAUUUGGGAAGUAUGAGAUUCAGACCUGGUACUCGUCGCCUUACCCUCCAGAAUACUCAAGAUUACAAAAGCUUUAUCUGUGCGAGUUCUGUCUGAAGUACAUGAGGAGCAAAAACAUUCUCCAGAGACAUACAAAAAAGUGUGGCUGGUUCCACCCGCCAGCCAAUGAAAUCUACAGAAAGAACGACCUUUCCGUAUUUGAGGUUGAUGGAAAUGUCAGCAAACUAUUCUGCCAAAACCUCUGCCUGCUAGCCAAGCUUUUCCUGGAUCACAAGACCUUGUAUUACGAUGUGGAGCCUUUCCUCUUCUACAUACUUACAAAGAACGACGAGAAAGGCUGUCAUCUUGUGGGCUACUUCUCCAAGGAAAAGCUUUGCCAGCAGAAGUACAACGUCUCCUGCAUAAUGAUCAUGCCUCAGUACCAAAGGCAAGGAUUUGGAAGGUUCCUUAUUGAUUUCAGUUACCUUCUCACCAGGCAAGAAGGACAAGCCGGCUCCCCGGAGAAGCCGCUGUCAGAUCUGGGUCGCUUAUCCUACCUGGCAUAUUGGAAAAGUGUCAUACUGGAGUACCUUUAUAAGCACCCGGAUAAACACAUCAGUGUUAAAGGAAUAAGCAGGGCCACUGGGAUGUGUCCACAUGACAUCGCCGCUACUCUCCAGCAGCUGGGCAUGAUUGACAGACAGGAUGGCAGGAUCGUGCUGAUCAGGAGAGAGCGAUUGAUUCACGCGGAGGGGCUGAGGCCAAACCCGCGGCGCAAUGAGGUGGACCCCGACGCCCUGCGCUGGACACCUUCCACGGCUAUCCACGGCGUCCUGUCGGAGGAGGAGGAGGAGGAGGAGGCAGAGAUGGAUCCUGAGCGGCUGAGGGAGCAGGCCAGUUGCUGGAGAAGAAGAAGAAGAAAGAAGGAGGAGAGGGAGGGCUUCAUGAUGACUCAUGGCGGCAGGCAACCUCUCACGAAGGUCCACUGUAAGGUUCCCUACAGAACCUACGAACGCCGUCCUGCACUGUCUUGGACCAGACGCGUGCAGCAGUUUGAGGGAGUGAGUGAUGAUGAAGCUGAUGAUGACGACGACGACGACAACGACGACUCCGACUCAGAUGGCUCUCCACCCAUCCUGACAAAGGCCCACGCCAUGCUUGCAGCCAAGAGAAAGAGAACCAUUGUGCUCAAAAGGCGAGGGCGUAAAAGAAAGAGAAUAAACAGCAGCGUGACAACAGAAACCAUCUCUGAGACGACGGAGGUGUUGAAUGAGCCGUUUGACAACUCUGAGGAGGAGCGGCCUAUGCCUCUGCUAAAGCGCACCUGCAGAAUGGGCGAGAUGGGGGCAGAAGAAGAAGAAGAGGAGGAGGAGGAACAAGAGGAGAAGACACCAAUUACACCAGUGAAACGGCGGAGAGGUCGUCCGAGGCUGGAGAAAAAUGCAUGGAAACACAAUCUUGAACGCUGGAAUGAAGGGGCUGAUGUCAUCUCAAAGAGACCCAUGAGACCUCGUCCAGUGAAACGGAAGAAGGGCUGGCCGAAGGGAGUAAAACGCGGGCCCCCGAAAUGGAGGCUCAAAAACGAACGAAAGAUGGGCUUCAAGCUCAACCUCUACACACCCCCAGAAACCCCAAUGGAGGCCGAGCAGCACCAUAUUCACGCCGAGGAAGCGAAAGAGGAGGCGGACCACGAUAUGGUCAGCGCCGACGAGGAGAGCAAAGUCAGCCGAGGCUCUGCUAGUCCCGAUAUGGCGCUGCAUAGGCUCCUCACUGAGCCCCCAAGUCCUUUUGACCAUGUCUCCCACAAGUCCAGCUCCCCUGAAGGAUCGCCGGUGGCUUCUCCGAUGUGCUCCCCGGGCACCGUGUCCCCCAGGGCCGAGGACAUAUGUGAUUCGCCGGAACCUCAUGAGGACGACCAGCAGGAGAGUGAACCCGGGCGGGACUCCCCAGCCAAAGAUGUGGAGCACGGCGCAGCGGCUGUAGAGUCACUGGAGCACGGCAAAGCAGGGGAGGAAGAGGAUGACGAUGACGAGGCUGAGCAAAGAACUCAAAUAGAGGACCAGGAUGCAGACGACGAAGGUUACAGCCAGACAGCAGCAGCAGAUGAGAGCAGCAAAGCGGACCUGGAACAGUGUUCCAAAGAAAUACCCGAAUGCGCCCCACCUUUUUUAGAUGCGAAACGAGACGAUGCCUCAGAGUUCAGUCUGCAGGUGUCUACAGUGCCGUGCAAUGAAGAGGAACCAGCUACAGCUGUGGAAAGCCUCCACCAGGCAGUGACCGAAUCCACCGUAACGGCGCCCCCGCCUGAAGCCGCAGCGAUCGCUUCAGUAGCAGCCGUAGACUCUGAUAAUCCCGCAGACUCCGAGUCCGAGAUAGAGAGCACUUCUAGUCCCUGCCCGAACCAGCCGACGCCUCAUCCCACGGAGCUACCGGCACUCAGCCCCGUGCUGAGGGAGGAUCCGCCAAUCUGCGCGGAGAUCGACUCGGAGACGGCCCGGGCCGUUCAGUCCCUGACGCGGGAGACUGAGAGGGAGAGCGUUUUCUGCGUGGAGAGCCAGGAGCCCUGCAGGACCCUGCGCACCUACGCCCACGUGGCCCAGAGCCCCCAGCUCACCUCGCUGGAAGACUGUCCCCAGUCGGACCACAGCAGUCCCCUGUCCUCGGCCCAGUCGCAUCCCAGCCAGUCGGUGCGCUCCGUUAACAGCCCGGCGGUCUCCCUCCUGGAGAGCGGCUACACUCAGAUCAGCCCCGACCACAGCGCCAUCUCCGUGCCGUCGCUCCACAACAUGGAGACGAGCCCCAUGAUGGACGUGCCGUCGGUGUCGGAUCACUCGCAGCAGGUGGUGGACAGCGGCUUCAGCGAUCUGGGCAGCAUCGAGAGCACCACGGAGAACUACGAGAACCCCAGCAGCUACGACUCGACCAUGGGGGGCAGCAUCUGUGGGGCGGGCCCCUCCCAGAACAGCUGCUCCUACGGAAGCAUCCCUCCCAGCGGCUUGGCCCAGAGCAGCUGCGCCGUGAGCCAGCAAAUGGCCGCCGUCAACCCCGGCAGCUGCGGGAUGAUUCAGCAGAACAGCCUGAGCUCGCCGCCUCACUGCAACGUCAAGUCGCCGCAGGGCUGCGUCGUGGUGGAGAGGCCCCCCAGCAACAGCCAGCACAGCCAGCGCAGCCAACACAGUCAACACAACUCCCACAGCAGGCACGGCCCUCACAAUCAGCACAGCCAACACAAUCAGCACGGUCCACACAAUCAGCUAAGCCAGCACAGUCAACACAAUCCCCUCAACCAGCAUAGUCACCACCACAAUCACCACCUGCAGCACAAUCAGCUCAGCCAGCACAAUCAGCACGCUCAGCAUAGCCUUCACAAUCAACACGGUCAGCACAGCCAGCAGCAGCCCAUGGCGCAGUGUGCCAUACCCACCAACUUCACCACCACCAUGCAACUGGCAGAUAUUCCUGAAUCUGGCACCCAAAAUUUUGCCAUUUACGAGCGGAUCAACCAUCAGGGGGAGUACGGCAACGGGCAUUAUUCCCAGUCGUCGGGCCUCAGUCUGGCCAAGCUGCAGCAGUUCACCAACACGUUUAUAGACCACCCUCACCCGCUGCCUUUCAACCACUCGGCCUCACACACCAUCACAUCUUAUGCAAACACCCCGUCGCUGUCAUCUCAGCACUCCAGCCUGGUGUCCUUGUCCCAGACCCCGCAUCGAGUCCCCAACCCACAGGUGCAAGCCACCAUGACCCCGCCCACGAAUCUCAGCUCUACGCCGACCAUGAUGCUGCAGCGCAACAUGGGCAUCCCGCCCUCGCAGCGGAUCCAGCCCCAAAUGGCCUCCAAGGGUCACAUCUCCGCACGCUCCAAGUCCGCCCCGCUGUCGCACCACCAGCGGCAGAUGUACGCCCGGCCGGCGCAGACUGUGCCCAUGCAGGCGCCGUCCAGGACGCUGGCAGCCAUGCCGCGCAUGAGCGUGAACAUAAUGCCGGCACCGGGCUACAACGUCAACACCAUGAACAUGUCCUCCCUCAACGCCAUGAAUGGCUACGGCAUGAGCCAGCCCAUGAUGAACAGCGGCUACCACAGCAAUCAUGCCUAUAUGAACCAGUCACCCCAGUACUCUAUGCAGAUGGGCAUGAUGGGAACACAGCCAUACCCCCAGCAGCCCAUGCAGGCUCCACCACAUGGCAACAUGGUGUACACUCCAGCUGGUCACCAUGGUUACAUGAACACAGGCAUGUCCAAGCAGUCCCUGAAAGGGCCGUUCAUCGGGCGGUAACUUUCCGCAGGGAUCAGCUGGUCCGUCUCGCGUGCAUUUUGCUGUUUAAAGAUGCACUGAUCUGGCCUUUUUGCUUUUUUUGUUUUUUUUGUGUCUCUUUUGUUGUUUAUUACUUAAAAACCAGCAGCAGCACUUGGAAAGAAUGCAAAAAUUGUUCAUCGACAAGUAGAUUUGAAGCUAAUGUUAAAAAGUAUUUUUGUUUCUCCAGACGGGAAGCCUUACAUCAUUACGAUGAAAAUCUAUUUAAUUAGUGUUAGUGUCUCUGAUGUGUCUUUAGAGCAGGCGGGUUCAGAGAUCAGCGGUAGAGAUUUCAUCAGUGGUCUUGCAGUUGUGUAGCAGCCUCAAAUGAAGCCAUUUAAUGUGCCUGCUACAAGUGGAGUUGGUGGCCGUUUGAACCUGUUUAGUGUACCUGUCUAACAGUGCUGACAAUUAGUUUGUACUAUACUCAUGCCUUUGUAUAUUUAAAUUAUUGUACUUAUUUUGUAAAGUGACAACUAGCAUGCUUCAGUCUCUGUUAGUGACAGUGCAUUGAGUAGUACUGUACAAGUGUUGUGCUUAAUAGCAAGCCAUUUUAAAGAUAUCUGGCCUUUUAUUAGGUUUCCCUCCACGGGGAGAAAGAUAAAACUAUAUUUUGUUAAUUCUAAUAAUGUAAAAAAAAUGUAAAAUUAGUCCUGUUUUAUGUUCGGUUUCAGAGGUUUUAUUGCUACGUAUGUAUGUAUAAUUCUGAAGUCUUUUGUAACAGAUCUCCUUGAGGCAGCUUUCUGUUUAAUAAAGCAGACUGAUUUCUGUCAAAAUAACAAAGCAUAUCUCAGUGUUUGUACCCUGAAAAUUCUAAAACAUUUCAAAAGGUGUGGCAGAAUUUCAAAAAACUAAAUGAUUAUAAUGAUAACAAAGAAAAUAUAAAUUUAGUCCAAAGUUGAUAUUUUACAUAAUGCCUUUAAAGCUACGUUUUCAUUCCAUCUGUAGAUUUGUUUUCUAUCUUUAUAAAAUGUUGGAUUUAUAUUUUACCGAAGUGUAGAAGAGUAGAGCCUGUGAAUAGACCAAACUAAGCUAAUGGAUUGCAUGUAAAGCGCUACCUGUGUUUAUGUUUAUAUUGCUCUUUUGUAGCCUUUGUACCUGUACAGAGUUGCUGGUAAGAACAGGAGGGAAAUACCUGGCUAUGUGCACAAAAAUUGGACAGAAUGACAUUCUUGUAUUUAUGACUUGUCUCCUUUUGUCAGUCACAGUGCUGUACAUUUUAGCAUAAGAAUAAAUUAUGAUUGACCAUGUA
This is a messenger RNA of Gasterosteus aculeatus aculeatus (three-spined stickleback), 8157 nucleotides long. Lineage: Eukaryota; Metazoa; Chordata; Actinopteri; Perciformes; Gasterosteidae. The record is from RefSeq and is a predicted model, not a curated record.